Messenger RNA from Ricinus communis (castor bean), 906 nucleotides. RefSeq lists its product as uncharacterized. The transcript has a single exon. The coding region runs from base 140 to 592 and encodes 150 amino acids. NCBI's taxonomy places the organism in Eukaryota, Viridiplantae, Streptophyta, Magnoliopsida, Malpighiales, Euphorbiaceae. The record is from RefSeq and is a predicted model, not a curated record.
UAAUGAUAUAUUUAUACACCCAAUCCUUAAUCAAGAAACUUAUACUCUUUUGUCUUCCCCAUUCUAUUGCCACACAAACUAAGCCAUCUCCGUUUUGCUUGCUAGCUUAACUAGAAUUGCCUCUUGCCAUCAUCAUCUAAUGGAAGCAACCCAAUGGCCUUCAUUAUCUCCUUUUCUUUCUGGGCAACCAUUGUCGAUCGAGCAGUCUCGCAGGAGGACUCGAGUAGACAUGGUGGUUAAGGCGAGGAGAGAAGGCAAGGGAAGAGAUUAUUGGGGUAGUAGUGUUGACGAGGGGAUGAUUGUGUUACGAAGGCGGAUUAGAGAGAUAAACAUGGUAGAGGAGAGUUGUGAUCAUCAUGAGGUGAGUCCGGGUUGGAUGGAGUGGGAGAAGGAGUAUUACGUGCAUUAUAAUCAAGAUGUUUGUGAAGCAAUGGGGUUGUUGCAGAAUUAUCUGAUGAAUGUUAGACCAAGUUUGGCUUUGGGAACCCUAGCACUCGUCACCUUUUCUGUACUGAUAUCUUCUGGAGUUGUACUGUUUCAUGCUUUAGAGAUAGCUAAGGGAAUCAUUUCUGGGUUUCAUAUUUGUAAUUGAUACAUACAUAUAUAUAUAUAUAUAUAUAUAUAUAUAUAUAUAUAUAUGUUUACAAUAUGCAAUGUUCAUGAACUUUUUCUCUUUCUAUUUUUUCCCUAAACUUGUGCCCUUCAUAAAAAAGUUAGCACCUGACGAGGGAGAAAAUUGAAUUGGUAAGCAACUUGAAAAAGGGUAUUAGAAAGAAUUUGAUUCUGUUAAGUGGAAAUUCUUGGAAUAUGAUUCCAGGGCUGGCUUAACCCCUCAUGCCUAUUAAUUUCUUUAAGAUGUACUUAUAAUAAAUAAAUAAUUCUAUAUAGCUUUUAACUUUUCUAAAA